Dreissena polymorpha is the source of this 1353-nucleotide messenger RNA. RefSeq names its product ornithine decarboxylase 1-like. The transcript has 10 exons. NCBI's taxonomy places the organism in Eukaryota, Metazoa, Mollusca, Bivalvia, Myida, Dreissenidae. Gene Ontology annotation, molecular function: ornithine decarboxylase activity. Gene Ontology annotation, cellular component: cytoplasm. The record is from RefSeq and is a predicted model, not a curated record.
AUGGACACAAGAAGCAACUACAAAGAAAUCACGAAACACUAUCUUGGAGAUCAGGUCGUUGAUAUUUAUCAGACUGGCCAUUCCAUUCCCUCGGUCAUUGAACAAUAUAUUGCUCUCACGAAACUAGAGGGCAGUGACGAGUCCCUCAUCUUUUGUAACCUUGGUGACGUCGUCUACAAGUACAAUAACUGGAUGAGCAAGAUUCCACGCGUCAAACCGUUUUAUGCGGUCAAAUGCAAUGACGACUCCACAGUUCUGAAAUAACUUGCGGAUCUGUGAGCAAACUUCGACUGUGCAAGCAAGGUGGAGAUUGAGAAGAUCUUGUCCAUAGGGGUGUCUCUGUCACGCAUCAUCUAUGCCCACCCUUGCAAACAGUCCUCAAUGAUUCGCUUCGCUGCCAGUAGCAACGUCGAAAUGAUGACUUUUGACAAUGAAUCCGAACUUCAUAAAGUGAAAAGUCUCUUUCCAACUGCAAAACUGGUUCUCCGCAUCCUGCCGCCAAGCAAAUUCAAAUGCCUACGGGUUCUGAGCAUUAAGUUCGGUGUGAACCCCGCCAAGGCCAUCAAUCUCCUGUGCGCUGCCAAAAGACUUGAGUUGGACGUCAUAGGCGUCAGUUUUCACGUUGGAUGCGGUUGCCUGGAACCAGAGGCCUUUGAAGCCACCAUCAAACAGGCCCGUAUGGUGUUCGACCAGGGACGCGACCUCGGGUUCAACAUAAUGGUGCUCGACAUCGGCGGCGGCUUUCCGAGCCACGCAAGCGCGCCAGUCUCCUUUGAUUCUAUCGCCCAGGUGGUGAACAUGGCACUGGAAAAGUAUUUUCCGGCGGAGGAUAGCCUUGAAAUGAUUGCUGAACCAGGCACCUACAUGGUAGCGUCGGGUUUUACACUUGCGGUCAACAUCAUUUCUAAUCGUAUUGAGCCAAGCGGCCAGCAUUGCAACGAUGGGGAGCUCACCGAUCAGCCAAACAUGUCUGACAAUCCCGUCGUGAUGUAUUACAUAAGCGACGGAGUCUACGGCUCAUUAAGCACCCUCCGGGACGACCAUACUGCCGCCGAGGUACCAUUCAAGCCACUCAAGUACGUGAAUGUCAACGACAUGACCUUAGAAAGCAGCGUAUGGCGCCCAACGUGCGAUGGAAUUGACUGCGUACUGAAGAAAGUUCAGCUCCCCAUGCUUGAGGUCGAUGACUGGUUCUACUUUGAGAAAAUCGGCGCGUAUACGGUCUCCACUGCAUGCGCUUUCAAUGGGAUGCAGACUCCCAGACGUGUCUAUUUCUGCGAUGCUGCCGUGUGGUUUGACGUCUACCCAGAGCCAGUCCACAAUUGCGCCAAAUCAGGUAGCCCUAAUCUGUGA